AAAAAAAAAAAAAAAAAACUCUUCACCAUCUUUUCACUCUCUGUAUUAGAAAAACAGUAAAAGAGAAAAGAUGGAUUGUUUGCUUUGCUCCCCAAUUUUAUAUGUUUUUCUUAUUUUUAUGUUGUAUUUAGUUAGAGUUUUGUUAAAUCGGAGUCUUUCCUUUCCACCAGGUCCAAAAGGAUUUCCAGUGAUAGGAAACUUUAAACUUAAAAAUCAGUUGAAUCAUCGUGGUUUGGCCGAGUUAGCUAAACAAUUUGGUGGUCUUCUACAUCUUCAAAUGGGUAAAAUUCAUAUUGUAGCCGUUUCUACCGCUGACAUGGCACGAGAAAUUCUUCAGGUUCAAGAUGUGGUUUUUGCAAAUCGGCCAGCUAACGUGGCGAUUUCAUAUCUUACAUACAACCGGGCGGAUAUGGCGUUUGCUAACUACGGUCCACUUUGGCGUCAAAUGAGAAAGAUUUGCGUUAUGAAGCUCUUUAGCAGAAAGCGGGCCGAAUCAUGGGCCUCAGUACGAGAAGAAAUUGAUUCAAUGGUUCAAACACUGACCAACCAAACCGGUUCACUGGUUAACGUGGGAGAGUUGGUUUUUGCUUUGACGCGGAACAUAACCUACAGAGCUGCGUUUGGCUCGUUCGCUCGCGACGGUCAAGACGAAUUCGUCAAGAUACUACAAGAGUUCUCUAAGCUCUUUGGUGCAUUUGAUAUCACAGAGUUUUUACCGUGGAUGAAAUGGUUUGGUAACCACGGUUUCAACAAGCGGUUAGAAAACGCUAGAAAAUCAUUGGAUGGGUUCAUAGAUAGAAUCCUCGAUGCACAUAUCGAAAAGAAGAAAUCGCGAAAACCAGACGAUGAUGGCUUGGACGAUGACAUGGUCGAUGAACUAAUGGCGUUUUAUAACGGUGAAAAUGGCAGUAAAUCUAAUAAUGAUUCACAGUCAUCACUCAGUCUCACAAGAGAUAACAUCAAAGCCCUGGUCAUGGAUGUGAUGUUUGGUGGGACUGAAACGGUGGCGUCUGCGAUUGAAUGGGCAAUGACGGAGCUAAUGAAGAAUCCUCACGAACUGAGGAAAUUGCAGCAAGAACUCGCUGAGGUCAUCAGUUUGAAUCGUCAAUUUCACGAAUCUGAUCUCGAGAAUCUACCUUACUUCAGAUGCGCAAUGAAAGAAACGUUGAGGCUACACCCGCCGAUUCCGCUUCUGCUCCAUGAGGCGGCGGCGGAUUCCGUCGUCUCCGGCUACUCGAUUCCCCGUGGUUCUCGGGUCAUGAUCAAUGUGUAUGCAAUUGGGCGUGACAGAUCGGUUUGGACUGAACCAGAUGCGUUUAAACCGGGUCGGUUUAUGGAUAACAAGGCUCCGGAUUUCAAGGGUAGUGAUUUCGAGUUUCUACCGUUUGGGUCGGGUCGAAGAUCGUGCCCGGGUAUGCAAUUAGGGCUUUAUGCUAUGGAACUCGCCGUCGCGCACAUGCUUCAUUCUUUUGAUUGGGACUUGCCGGGCGGAGUUAGCUCUGGCGAUUUGGAUAUGACUGACAUGUUUGGUCUCACGGCGCCUAGAGCCACCAGACUCAUCGCCGUUCCGACCUACCGGCUAAAGUGUCCGAUGUUUUGAAAUGGUGUUGUGUAGCACAGCUUUAUACCAGCUGUUUAAUUUUACUUCCAAUGCAAGAAACUAAUAAUAAUUAUCAUACUUCAAGAACUA
Molecule: messenger RNA, 1690 nt
Organism: Arabidopsis lyrata subsp. lyrata
Lineage: Eukaryota; Viridiplantae; Streptophyta; Magnoliopsida; Brassicales; Brassicaceae
Product: cytochrome P450 84A1
Exons: 3
Coding region: 71-1600 (509 amino acids)
Biological process (GO): lignin biosynthetic process
Molecular function (GO): heme binding; monooxygenase activity; iron ion binding
Source: RefSeq, a predicted model, not a curated record